This is a messenger RNA of Salvelinus namaycush (lake trout), 2279 nucleotides long. RefSeq names its product heat shock factor protein 1-like. Gene Ontology annotation, molecular function: DNA-binding transcription factor activity; sequence-specific DNA binding. Bases 1 to 1281 code for a protein of 426 amino acids. NCBI's taxonomy places the organism in Eukaryota, Metazoa, Chordata, Actinopteri, Salmoniformes, Salmonidae. The transcript is spliced from 13 exons. Gene Ontology annotation, biological process: regulation of DNA-templated transcription. The record is from RefSeq and is a predicted model, not a curated record.
AUGCAGGAAUCUCCUGGCUCUAUUGGUGUGGAUGGAGGUUAUGCCAGUAAUGUGCCUGCCUUCCUCACCAAACUGUGGACCCUGGUCGAGGACCCGGACACCAACCAUCUCAUCUGCUGGAGUGCUACUGGAACCAGCUUCCAUGUUUUUGACCAGGGCAGGUUUGCCAAGGAGGUGCUGCCAAAGUACUUCAAACAUAACAACAUGGCCAGCUUUGUCCGUCAGCUCAACAUGUAUGGCUUCAGGAAGGUGGUGAACAUAGAGCAGAGUGGCCUGGUGAAGCCAGAGCGAGACGACACAGAGUUCCAGCACCUCUACUUCCUGCAAGGCCACGAACACUUGCUGGAGCACAUCAAGAGGAAGGUCUCAAUUGUGAAAAGUGAAGAGACUAAAGUACGACAGGAGGACUUGAGUAAGCUGCUGUAUGAGGUACAGAUGCUGCGCAGUCAACAAGAGAACAUGGAGUGUCAGAUGCAAGACAUGAAACAGCAGAAUGAGGUGCUGUGGAGAGAGGUGGUCUCACUGAGACAGAACCACACCCAGCAGCAGAAAGUCAUGAACAAGCUGAUUCAGUUCCUAUUCAGCCAGAUGCAGUCAAACACACCCAGCACUGUAGGAAUGAAGAGAAAGCUUCCACUCAUGUUGGAUGUUGGCUCCACCACACCCCCAGCCUCUAAGUUCAGUCAUAGCCACCAAAUGGAGUCCCUGCAUGAGCCCUUCUAUAUCCAAUCGCCAUCUACAGAAACUGCCUCUUGCUCCAAUAGUGCAAUGACAGGAGGACCAAUCAUAUCAGACGUUACGGAAAUGUCACAACCCACCAACAUGGCCAUUCAAAUGCAAACAGAGGAGACAAGGGAUAAGUGUAUGAUGCUGAUCAAAGAGGAACCAGUGAGCCCAGGGGUGCGAGGCCGGGGGGAGGGUGUUCCACUGGGCUCCUGCGAGGUGUGUUCUGAACCCCCUGUCCUCCAUGUUGCCAUGGUACAGUCCGUCCUGGAGGGCAGAGGGUCUGGAGCAGAGAGGAGGAGCAAGAGACCUGCUCUGGAAAGACCAGAAGUACCUGAUGCUGUAGAGAAUGUGGACAUGAGUCUGGAGGACUUGCAGCUUCUCCUGAGGACCCACCAGCAAAGUGUGGAGCCCACCGCUGCUGUCAUAGAUCCAUUCAAUUUCAACCUGCCCAUGAGUGAGUGGAACUUUAAUGAUAUGGAGUCCAACCUAAAAUCAUACAUGUUUCAGAGCCAGGAGGCAGAGGCUUACCCCAACGCUGGAUGUGAGGAACAGUAACGGCUUGACAGAUCAGCUGACACAGGCUAGUCCUGAAAAAUAAAGAAAACAAGACAUUCCUCAAGGCUCUCAGAUGUGUUCCAUCCCCAGUCGUCACGUCUUAGAUCCAGCGCACCUGACCCAAUGUGAGCAGAGCAGGAGGGAUUCCUGUCACUUAGAGCUCUGUGGGCCCACCUUCCAUCCACCAGAGUGUCAGCUCUGGGGAGUUUUUUUCAGAAGCACCAUAUGGCUUUUCAGAGAACCAGAGGUUAAUCUAUUUGGAAUUAUUCAGACCCGGGCAGUUUUCACUUCAAAGGCUGACCCGCAGGACAUCCUGACAUACGCAAUGGCUUCUCUCCUAAAGCUGGACUGAGCUACAUUUGGAGUGCCUGACUGAGGGACUUCAACUCAUGAAAGACCAACCGACCAGUUGAUAUUUCAAGGAUAAAUUCCUAGCACAGAAUUGGAGUACAACCAGCAAGUUCUACUAUUCUCUGCCAUCAUGCCAGUGGUAGUAUGCAAAGUUGCAUUAUACCAAAGUGGCCCAAGUUUGUAAGCACUUUAGUCUGUGUGGGAGAGUUUAUGCUUGUGGCGCUGAUUUAUUUCCCAAAUAGCCCAUUUGUUAUGAAAAUUAUAUUAUUGUGCAAAUACUAUAUUUGUAUUUCAAAAUGAUAUUCAUAAGAUUACAGAAAUAGUGUUCUCUUCUGUAUGUUUUAAUGUGAGAGGUCUAGGAAAUAUUUGAUAGACUUCCCAUUUGAAAAAACAAUGAAGACACCAUACAUUGCUGUUUUGCACAAUUUAUCACAAUUUAUUCUUAAUCACAAUCCAUAUAUUUCCCUUGAAACAGUGCAUUUGUGCACUCCUGUGCACAAUAGUAACUUAGACAAAUUGUUAAAUACUGUGCAUUAGUAAAAUUUAGAACAAGAGGUAGAUGACCCAACUUCAGCUGGAGUUUAGAUAAGAUCAAUGUGUAGACUCACUAAACAGAGAGGAAAGAGAGAUGUACUAGUGUCACUAAA